Nicotiana tabacum (common tobacco) is the source of this 981-nucleotide messenger RNA. Lineage: Eukaryota; Viridiplantae; Streptophyta; Magnoliopsida; Solanales; Solanaceae. The record is from RefSeq and is a predicted model, not a curated record.
AUGGAUAGAUUCCAACGGGAGAGGAUGAUGUUACCACGGGUACCUGACAACUGGGCAGCCAUGGCAUUCGCAAGCACUCUAAACGAGAAAAGUUCGGAAUCCAUGAGGAGACUGAAGGAAAGUUUUCGAGAAUUUCCAGCAACAACUUGGAAUGACGUGUAUAACAGAUACAACACGAAGCUGCGGACAGAAGAAGAUACGGUUGCACAACCAAGGGUUGAUAAAAGAGCAAAAUCGAGACAAUCAGAAUCAGAAAAAAGGACCAGAAAAACAGGUUCUUCAUCUAGAUUCAGAAAGGAACGGGAUGCACGAGGCAUCGACUCUAAUACACAUGCGAGGGUUGGAGAUUACAGUUUUAAUGUCAGUACCUCCGAGUUGGUAGCUAUUUUAAGAGGUGUGGGAGAUAAGGGAGAAGGCGAGCAUUUGUUGAAGCAAGGUUAUCUAACUGACAUGUUCAACGAGAAAGGUAGACAAUCAUAUAUGAAAAACAAACAAGAACCCCCAAAACCUCCAUCUCUAAAAAGACCAGUUAAUGUAAUAACCAAGGGAGACGAGGUCAAUGGUGUGACAUAUACAGCUGCAAAAAAGACAUCAAAAGUCACAGUCACUCAUAGGAAGCGAGUUCGCCAAGUCUUGGAUGGAGACAGUAUAACAUUUGAUGAUGAAGAUGUGGACGGCUUGAUGAUUCCUCACAAUGAUGCACUAGUAACAUCUCUACUUGUACACGAUACUAACGUAAAACGAGUUUUGAUUGACCCAGGUAGUUCUAUGAAUAUCAUUUUACUAAGGGCGAUGAAUGAAAUUCAAGCUAACGACAAGGUGAUACCAAAGGCAUGGUCUUUGUCUGGAUUGUAUAAUUCAAGCGCUAUCACAAAAGGGAAACUAGUGCUUGCUACGUUUGCAAAAGGGGUUAUCAAGGACACAAAGUUCCAUGUGAUAGAUGCAGACAUGGCUUAUUAUAUAAUUCUGGGAGGACUAUAG